Elgaria multicarinata webbii is the source of this 1619-nucleotide messenger RNA. It is a transcript of the gene C4H6orf118, whose product is annotated as chromosome 4 C6orf118 homolog. NCBI's taxonomy places the organism in Eukaryota, Metazoa, Chordata, Lepidosauria, Squamata, Anguidae. The coding region runs from base 1 to 1455 and encodes 484 amino acids. The record is from RefSeq and is a predicted model, not a curated record. The transcript has 9 exons.
AUGACAGAGAAGAAGCAAAAGACCAACCUUACAAACCUCUUAGAUGAAGUUGAGAAGGCCCACAAAGCUCAAAUUCAGCUUUACACCUCUGGCCAUCUAAACCAUAACAAGCUGUUCAAGCCUCAAGAACGGGUAAAACGUAAUUACUGGGAAAGUGCUAAAAAAUCUGCUUUAAACCUCAGAAAAAGAGCCCAGUUCACAGCACCCAGUGAAGCAUCCAGAAAGUCAAAGAAUACUUUGAGUGACAAUGGCACGCCAACUCCCACCCGGGCCAAAUCUGCUUCUCAUUCAUGUCGUCAACCUCGGGCAUCCAAGGCCAGUUCUACAGCUCCAAUCAGUGCUUCACUCAGUGCUGAGGCUUUCAAAGUACAAAGCAAGGAAGCUCCUGAGGAGACAGAGGAUGGGGUUGGCAUCUUUCAAAAGCAACAUAUAAGGGAAGAGCUAGAAGUUCCAGAGAUGAAGAUGCUGAAAUACAGGCCUUUCAAGAACAGCCGGCUUUGUGCCAUGAAAGAGAUUAAAGAUGAAUACCAAUUCCUUCCUUCCUACUUGGCUGGCGUGACCAAAACAGACCAAUUUCACAAGUUCAUGCAAUUUCAGAAAGAUUUUAUUGCCAAGCAGGAUUUGCUGGAGAACGACUAUAUUGGGAGCAAGUCAGCAGAACAGCAUGAAAGGAAAUUGGCUCAGGCACUCCGGAAUAUCUGCGACUGCAACCGUCCACAUUUUUACCGGUUGCAAGCUGUUGGUGAUGUGUUUGAAGAUAUCUGCAACAGCUCUUUGAUAUUUGGUGAUAUACUGAAGGAAGUGAAAAAUGAGUAUGAGCUCUACAUAGUGAUCAUCCUGGAUUCUCUACCUACAAUGCAAUAUAGAUCCUUGCAAAAUGAAGUAAAGGGCAUGGAGAACAGGACAGUGAUGACACAUGAAAUAGCAGAGAACAGGCAUGACAUUCAGGCUCUGGUGCAAAAAUCCAAAUUGGCCUUAGCAAGGAAUGAAGAACUCAGACAUGAGUUAGAAAUUGAGCUGUGGGUGAGCCAGUCUGACUCAAAAAUGGCAGAAAAAGACCAUGAGCGGGCGGGAAAAUCAGAGACUCCUCCUCUUUCCAGUGUUGAGCAGCUUACAUCCCUGAGGUGUCAAAUUAUCAUGAAAUGGGAGGAGAUUAAAGCAAUGGAAAAAGAAAUUAAAGAUACCAUGACCUUUGCUGGCAUUGUAAAUAUCAGAGAGAAAACGGUUAAAGAAUUAGAGGGUGAAGCAUCAAAACUCCAGGCAUCUAACAAGUUUCUAAAAAAACAAAUAAGGGACGUUGAACACAAUAUCACAACUGCAUUAAUGAGGCAGAAGCUUAGUGCAGACUGCCAGGGGUGUUUGUGGGGGUUUGUGAAGGACUUCCUGACACUUGAUGGGAAAGAAGACCCUUUUGAACACCUAGAAGGAUCAUUUUCUUCUCUUUUAAACCUUUAAUCUUUGCAUUUUUAAGAAGGGAACACCACUGUGGAAAAUGAAUGAUGUGAGAUCUUAGAGAUUCUGUAUUGUAUGCUAUUUGAACCACCCUAGAAAGAUGUCUCAAUUUUUUAACAUACAUGACAAGGUAUCAUGACUCUAUAGAAUAUUUCUGUUAUUGUAGA